Messenger RNA from Fusarium keratoplasticum, 513 nucleotides. RefSeq names its product PA14 domain-containing protein. The coding region runs from base 1 to 513 and encodes 170 amino acids. Lineage: Eukaryota; Fungi; Ascomycota; Sordariomycetes; Hypocreales; Nectriaceae. The transcript has 2 exons. The record is from RefSeq and is a predicted model, not a curated record.
AUGGUUAAGGCUAUACCCUUUGAGAAUAUAUCUUCGUCUUCGACCGUGAUCUCAUCUAUCGACACCACGACUAAGCUAACCUCGACUACUAAGAUCUCUUCGACAACUAAGGUCUCUACCUCUGCGGCCUCCUCGACAUCAGAGCUAGCCACCACCACCACUACUACUAUAGAGACCACAUCAUCGGCUUCCACGACUAUAGAGUCAACCACUAUGACCGCGACGGCUUGCCCUACCCCGAUCACUUGCAACAACCUCGGCUUCGAUUGGGCCUACUAUAGCAACCCGACCCAGAAUACUAAUACCACCUACUCGAACUUUCAUCCUGAUUCAUUCAAGAAAAAUACUCCUGGUCCCAUCUACGGCUCAGCGAUAAACCUUAACCUAGACUACUUCGCCCUAAACCACCACGGCUACAUCUACGCCUAUGAAACAGGAACAUACCAGUUCAACAUCCCUUACGCCAAUGACGCUAUUUACCUAUGGCUUAGUGCUAAGGCCUAUAUUAGCUAG